AUGGUGGAGCAUUCCGGUUUUUUAUCUUCAGCAGUCGAGAACGAUUGUCCAGCUACAGCUACUGCUGAUGUGGAAGAAUUUAAAGCUCUUGAAGUCCCAGAGAAACAUUCUGAUGUGGAUGACGCCAGUGAUUCACCUUCAGAUGUUGAUGUUGACAGUACUUCAGUGACAGGAGAUUUUAAUGUGAAGGAAUGUGUUUCUGAAAAAGUUGUUGAGAAACAUUCGGAUGUGGAUGACGCCAGUGAUUCACCUUCAGAUGUUGAUAUUGACAAAACUUCAGCGACAAGAGAUUUUAAUGUGAAGGAAUGUGUUUCUGAAAAAGUUGUUGAGAAACAUUCGAAUAUUUUACCACUUGAUUUAAUCGAUAGUGAGUCAAGUGAUGAUAACCAUGAUAAGUAUCAAGCUGACGCCUCUCCAUCUUUAAAUCAAGCAGAUAAUGAUGAUGAUUCUGAAGAGAACACAGAACAGUUCAUAAAAGGAGAAGACGACGAAGAAGAAGAAGCAGCAGCAGAGGAUGAUGACGAGACAGAAGAACAAGUUGGUCGUUGGACAUAUAGCUCUGGUGCAGCAAAAAAGAAAUCAAAAACUAUCUCAAAAUCUAAAACACCAGCUGGUUCUAAACCAUGUUCUAGUAUAGAGGAAGAACGACUUCAGAUUCAUCUUGAAACACAACGUCUUAUACGAGAAGCAGAUAUACGUUUACCAGUGCAUAGACCUAAACAGUUUAAAUGUUUCAGUGAAUUUCGUCAAUCACUAAAAGGCAUCACGGGAAAUGAAACUAAAGGCUGUGAAUCUUCCUCUCAGACUACAUCACUUCCAGGCUGUUGUAGUGAAACUCAAGCUAAUUCAAAACAACAGCCUACUCAAUGUGAUCCAGUGGAGUGUAAGACACUGGACAUUAAGCCUUCUAUCUCACAUGAUGAUCCAAUAGAUAAUCCUCCUUUCCAGUCAGUUGACAUGGAUUGCAGUAUUGCCGAACUCACACCAUCAACAUCAUCAUCAUCGGUAGAAAUAAAACCAAAACUUCCUUUUAUAAAUGAAUCAGAUAAACUGAUAAAUAUACUUCCUUCCCUUAGUACAAGAAGUUUAAUCAAUGAUAAUAAUGAAGAGUUUUAUAUCGAUUUAGGCGAGUCGAUUUCUUCUUCAUCUUCUUCAAAACCGACUAUAACACCCGCUGAUCAAUUAUUGGCUCGUUUAAAAAAGCAUCUUACAGUAUCUCAUGAAAAAGUUGUCCCAGAAUCUAUUGAAUAUUCGAUUAUAACAAAGGUUCAAACAAAUGAUAACGAAAGAGAAGAGCUUCAAGUGGAAAAAGUUACCCAUCGAACUUCUGCGAGUUCAUCAUCAGUUUUAUCAGCUAGUAGAAAAAAGUGGUUGGAGCAUAGAAAACUUCUUGAAGAAAAAAUGCGUCAAAAAAGAUUACAACAAUAUGAAGCACGAUUAAAAGAAGAAGGUUUAUGCGGUUCAAAAAAGUCAACUAAUGAAAACACUGAGGGAGCACCAACUAGUGAUGAAGAAUGGUCAGAAGGCGAUGAGGCUGAAGGUAGCGAAUUAUCUGAAAAUUCUAGUUCAACUGAUGAUGAAGAGGAAAGGAGUGGUGAUGAAGAUGAAGAAGAAGAAGACGAGGAAGAAGGAGACGAGGAGGAGGAGGCAGAGGAAGACGAAAAUGAAAACGAGGAUGAUGACGCUGAUGAUGUUGUUAACGUGAAGUCAUCAAAGCGUCGUGUCUGUCUUUUUGCUGAUGAUGAAGCAGAGGAAAGUGAGACAGACGGUGAUGAUAACGAUGAUGCUGAUGAUGAAAGUGGAAGUGAAACAAUGUCAACAUUUAAACAUUCAUUAAAUUUGAAAGCAAAAGAUCUAUAUAGCAAAAAGAUCGGUAUCAAUGAUCGUGAUGGGAAUUCAGAUAAAAGUAUUGACAAAUUUGGUUCGCUUCGAAAACAGCCGACAGAUUUCGAUGAUUUCACAGAUCUUCCAGAAACAAAGGCAGGAUUUGCAGAUUUUUCAGCUUGUAAUGCCAAUUUCAGUUUCCUUCAUCCACAAAGACGUCAACAAGGCAGUUUAGGUCCUGGUGAUGUAGAUCUUUUUGCUACUGAUUGUUCAAGCAUUUUAGAUAAAACUAUGAAUCCUCGAUCCAUGUUGGCUUCAACACGUUUAGACACAACUACUGUCGGUGAUGAAAAUAAAUCACGUCUAUCACGUGAUUCAUCUUCACACAGUCAAUGGAAUAAUACACCGUAUGAAUUACUUUACUCUCAAAGACCUAAUAGUCAAUUACUCUUAGCGUCCCGGUCGGAGUCCUUUAAUGAAGAAUCAAUUGAUGAUAAUUUAACACUAUUGAGCAGUAAUAUAAAUCAUCUAUCAUCUCAAGACACUGUCUUGUUAUCUCAAGAACCUACUCAACCACUCUGCGACUUGGAUCCUACUUUGAUAUUAUCUGAAGAAGCAAAUAUGAGUGUUCAUUCACAAAUUGAACAUGAGAAACGUCGUGAUUUAUUCGGUGGCUCAGUUUCUGAGCAAUCAGAAGUAUUCACUGAUUUGGCCAGUAAAACAACGGAGAAAAAUAUUAGUCAUCCAGAUUCUCAAAUGCAUCAUGAACAUCGUCGCAAUCUCUUUGGUGGAUCACUAUGUGAUGAAGACCAGUCACGGGAGUUUACCGAUUUAAUUACAAAUGAAUCUGUUAAAGAGAAUGAUACUUCAAAUUCACAGGUACAACAUGAAGAUCGUUGUAAUUUGUUUGCUGGAUCACUAUACAAUCAUUCUCAAGAUGUAAUCAAUAGCGAAAUUGAUCCGUUGGAAAGAAAUAACACUUCAGAUUCUCAAGCGCUCCAUGAGGACCGAUAUAAUCUCUUUGGAGGUUCAAUAUCUAGUCAUUCAGAAGCCUGUAGACCUGAGACUGUUAUAUCGAUUAAUAAUUCGGAUUCACAGACAAAUCAUGAAAAUCGACAUAAUUUAUUCGGUGGAUCAUUAUUUAAUCAAUCACAACCAUUUAUGGAUUCAACUACUGAAUCCGUUAUGAAUAAUAAUAAUAAUACUGAUUCUCAAGCUGAUCAUACGAAUCGACGUAAUCUGUUCAGCGGAUCAUUAAGUGAUGAACAAUACAUGGAUUCGACUAUUAAACCUGUUGACAUUGAUCACAAUAAUGAUAUUAGUCAUUCAGAUUCGCAAUUCCAUCAUGACAAUCGGCAUCAUUUAUUCAGUGGAUCAUUAUGUGGUGACCACCAAUCACAAUCGUUCAUGGAUUCAACUGAUCAAAGUGUUAAUCUAGAUUCACAGAUUCAACACGACAAUCGACAUGAUCUAUUUGCUGGAUCAUUGUGUAACCAAACACAGGCGUUUAUAGACGAAACCGCAAAACCAAAUGGAGAGAAUGAUAAUUCAGAUACGCAUAAAGAUCAUGGAAAUGACUGUAACUUGUUUGGUGAAUCAACACAUGAUCAAUCAGAAGUGUUUAUGGACUCGAUUACAAAACCUAAAAUAAAGAAUGAUAAUCCAGAUCCCCAGGAUUCUUCGCUACCAUCUUCUAUGCCUUCAACACAGAGUUCAUCGCGUCGACGAGUACUCAUUCUGGAUGAUGAUGACGACGACGAGGGGCAUCAGCAGCAGGGAUUGGAGAAGAGUGAAAAAACAGUUAAAAAUAGCAAUCGAGAAGAAGGAAUCCUUGAAGAUGACGAUAAUGAGAAGUUAAACGCAGAUGAUUCUGAAGAUGAAGGAGGCGAAGCAAGCGAUAAUUCUGAUGGUACUGUUUCUGCUAAAGAGGAUAGUGAAGUGGAAGAGGCUGAUGAGGCUGAGGAUAAUGAAGAGGAGGAUGAGGAGGAAGAAGAAGAAGAGGAUACAGUUGCAGAUGAUGAUGAUGACGAAGAAGAAGUACAACGUCUUACUGUGAAUUCGACUGAAGUGAAAAAGAAGAAAAAAUUUCGUGUUAAUGAUUUUGUCGAUGAAGAAGCUGAAUUAUCCGGUGAUGAAAAUGAACGUGCAUAUUAUAUGGAUGAUGAAGAUGAAUUGAAUGCAAAUGAUGAUGAUGAUGAGCUCGCUGAUUUAAUUGAUGAAAAUGAUACAAAUAUUCCAUCAUCUGGUCGUUUAAGACGUCAACUUGAACGUGUACAUCAUCGGCUACAAACUGAUCAAGAUUUACGUGAGAUACGUAUUCUCAAGGAAUUGUAUCUAGAAGAUGGAGAUUUACACGCCGAAGAUGGCCGUGUUCGUCAACGACGUUUCCGAUGGCGGGGAUUAGAUAAUGAUGAUCCAUUUGCUGAUCAAUUGAAUAUGAACGAUGAUGGUGAUGACGGAGAUGAAAGUUCAAAUGAUGAAGGUGAUGUACCAUAUGGUCCUAUGGAUCGUUGGUUACGUGGUCCAUUAGAUUCGAAACUAAAAUCUUCUAGUGGAAAUAACAAUGGUGAUAAUAAUCAGUCUAUGGAGAAUGUUGAUCUUGAUUCGGAUGGAAUACAAAAAUCUAAAGAUAAUCCUAGUGACGAUACACCUCCAGGAUCAGACAUUGACGAUGAUGAUAAUAAUAAUAAUGAUAAGGAAAAUUUACAGAAUAAUAUUGACUCAAGUACAAAUAUAUUUUCCACUAAUGCAGUUCUAUCCCUUGGAAGAAAAGCUCUGAUGAAAACUCAAACAAAAGUGCAAACUCAAAUAAUUGUUAAAAAUAAAAUAUCAGCUAAUCGUGGGAAAACUACAAAACCAUGUCAUGUUGUUAAAAACGCAUCAAUAUCCAACUUUUUAAAGCCUAAAUUGACAACUAGUGAGUCGACUACAACAAAAACAACUACUACUUCCAUUAAGAAUGAUAAGCAUAUCAACACGGAUGAGUUUGAUGCAGGUGAUGAUGAUGACGACAAAACCAAGGAUGAUAAUAAUAAUAACAAUACUUGUAAAUCUGUUGAUUUUAUAAAACCCAUAUUGUAUACUGAUAAUAACACUCGUGAUGUUAAACUUCCAGUGGUCAGACGUGGCUCUUUGUUGAGUCGUCCUACUGGAAGUUUUCUUCCAGGUUUCAAAUCUGAAUUGCCUAAAAAAGCUUCAAGUUUCACUGAAGAUUUUGAUACUGACUCACCAACAAAUAGUGGUAAUAACAAUAGUAGUAACAACAGUCAGAAUAAUCGUCAUGGUAAUCAUGCACACUUAUUAGGUUUACGCAAUAAAGUGGGUCUGUCCUGUUUCACUAAGGUUACACCAAAUGUAAAACCAGAGAAAAGUGAUUCAUCAUUUGAUAAUGUUGACAGUGCGAGUAAUCAAUCAGCUGUUCAAGGAUCUUCUAAGUGUACUACUAUAAAGCAUAAACGUUCAAUGGACAUGAUUAAACCGCAUUCCGCGUUGCUAAGUCCUCCAAGUUUAAAACGUCAUCGAUCGACCAGCGUAUUUACAGCACUUCUCAACGAAAACAACCAUCACCAGUCAAAUCCUUCCAAACCAACACUUGAAUCUGCGAAUUUGUUUAAUCGCACUGCCUACUACGUCUCGGGUGUUUGCCGCGGUCCAGACAUUUCAAGUUUGAUAUUGAGAAACAUGACUGAUUCGUGCACUGUUGUCAUCGAUGGUAUAACAAAUGUCGAUACUUUAAAGCCAGAUUUACUAAGAGCGUGGUUAGCUCCACAUGGAGCUAUUAAAUGUUUAUCUAUUUAUGAAAAGUUAGUAUUUGCAGAGUUAGAAAACGCUACAGUUGCCAAAAAUGUCAUUAAAAGCGAAAAUGGUAGUAUGUUUCGGAAAGAUUAUGUAUCAGUACGUUAUCCACUACCUUGGGAUAUGAUGGUUACCGGUUAUUUCGUGACCAAACGUGAGUGGACUUCACAAGUGAGCGAAGAAGAAAUUAACAAUGAAGCAAAUAGUGAAGCUGAAUCAUCAAAUGAAAAGGCUUCUUCAGAAGUUGAUGCAAAAGAAUUAUUGGCACAAGUUAAGUAUUUGGAUAUGGAUGAGUUAUGUAACCUGUACACUACAUUACAAGAUAUAUUUAAUAAAGAAGAAAAAAGAAAGAAAAAAGCCAAAUCUCUUCCUUCAGGUCGUCCUUGGCUUGAUGACGAGGCCAAAAGACUGUUUGCUAUAAGAAAUGAGGCAUUGAAAAAGCUGGAGAAGGAGGAUAACAAAGAAAAUUUGGAGAGAUUUUUUCUUUGUGAAACAUUAUAUAUUAAGGCGCGGAACAGAUGUCAGAAGGCCUGGAUGCAUAAAAUUAAUCAAGAAAUUGAUUCCCUUAGAAAACUUCAAAAAGAUCAUAGUAAAAAAGAAACAGAUGGAAAUUCUCUUUCGUUUGAUGAAGGACAUUCGUGA
Messenger RNA from Trichobilharzia regenti, 6261 nucleotides. The record is from the annotation of a GenBank genome assembly. NCBI's taxonomy places the organism in Eukaryota, Metazoa, Platyhelminthes, Trematoda, Strigeidida, Schistosomatidae.